Pseudocercospora fijiensis CIRAD86 is the source of this 4824-nucleotide messenger RNA. Its product is annotated as ABC transporter, ABC-A family. The record is from RefSeq and is a predicted model, not a curated record. The transcript has a single exon. Gene Ontology annotation, biological process: lipid transport; transmembrane transport. The coding region runs from base 1 to 4824 and encodes 1607 amino acids. Lineage: Eukaryota; Fungi; Ascomycota; Dothideomycetes; Mycosphaerellales; Mycosphaerellaceae. Gene Ontology annotation, molecular function: ABC-type transporter activity; ATP hydrolysis activity; ATP binding. Gene Ontology annotation, cellular component: membrane; intracellular membrane-bounded organelle.
AUGCUGUUCGUCCGCCAGCUGUGCACGCUGUGCGAGAAGACGUUGAUCAUUGUCUUCAUGCGACAUUGGCUGAGUACCUUGAUCCGAGCAUUUUUGGCGCCCGUCAUUUUCAUGUUCAUCAUUUCAUAUGCGAAGAAUUUCUUCGUGCCUCCAUCGGAAUUUGGCAUUGGAACUCCGACGGCACUUCGAUCGCUCAGUGAAGCCGUGCGCGCCUCAGCCGGCGGUCGCGACUUGGUCGUGGUGGCCCACAAUGCAUCGACGGCAAGCGACAUUGCCACAGUGACAGAAGCUCUUCGUGGGCCCAUCACCGCGCAAGGAAAGACGUUUCAAGUGGUGGACAGCGAGCAAGAGUUGCUCACACUGUGCCCAAGCUCAAUCAGAGGCGUCUCUCCAUGCUUUGGCGCAGUCGUAUUUGACUCUUCGCCCGACACAGGCGCUUCUUGGAACUAUACCAUCAGAGCAGACGGCGCGUUGGGGCAAAACAUAUAUGUCAACACUCAGAACAAUGAUGCUGAGAUUUACACGCUUCCGCUGCAGCGCGCCAUCGAUGCCGCUAUAGCAUCCCAGAACGCCACCACUCUUCCGGACGCCAUCCUUCAAUAUCCUUUCACCACCAAAACACCAGAAGAGCGACAGCGGAAUAUUACACGCCUGUACAUGGGCUCUCUAAUCGAUAUCCUGGCCGUGGCUUACUUUAUUGGCAUUGUGGGAAUCUGUUACCAGUUGACAGGACAGAUGGCUCAGGAACGAGAAUUGGGCAUGGCUCAGCUUGUCGAAAGUAUGAUGCCCAACAAGCAGAGGUGGAUGCCGCAAGCCGCUCGUCUGCUGUCACUUCACAUCUCGUUUGAUAUCCUUUAUUUCCCAAGCUGGGUCAUCAUGGGCAUCAUCGUCGCUGUGCUGAAUUAUCCCCAUUCGGAAAUGGGCAUCUUGGUGGGCUACUUCAUCAUGUCUGGACUUGCCUUGGCCUCUUGGAGCAUUGCUUUUGCGGCCCUCUUCAGGAAAUCACAGCUUUCCGGCAUCACAGUCACAAUUACAUCAAUCGUGCUUGCAAUCAUCAUUCAAGUCAUCCCUCCCGUGGCCACCGGUGCGGCGAUCAUUCUCAGUUUGCUCUUUCCAUCCAUCAAUUAUACUCUGUUCAUUAUCUAUAUGGCGUAUUGGGAGCAACAGAAUCUCGGUGCGAACCUGCAAGAAGCACCUCCGACUGCUCCUUGGCGCGUCCCGGGAUACGUCUUCUUCAUCUUUUGCGCCAUCCAGAUCGUGCUUUACCCUCUGAUCGGCGCCUUCAUCGAGCGGGUCAAGUACGGCACAGCUACCAAGUCAAGACAGCUCCGGUACGAUCCCAGUGAGCAACCGGAGACAGUGAAGAUCUCGGGGCUUUCGAAGCACUACCUUCCUAGCUGGCUUGCAAGAAACGUCUGGUCACGCUUCGGCAAAAAUCCGCCGCAGACCGUCAAAGCCGUUGACAAUGUGAGCUACUCGGUGCUGAAAGGUCAAAUCCUGGUCCUUCUUGGUGCAAACGGGUCAGGCAAAAGUACGACUCUCGACACCUUGGCGGGAUUGCAGAAGCCGACAAGUGGCAGUAUUGAGAUGGAUGCCACGGGUGGAAUUGGACUCUGUCCUCAAAAGAACGUGCUUUGGAAUGAGCUGACUGUUUAUGAGCACGUUAGGAUUUUCAACCGUCUCAAAGCUACAGGACAGACCGACACCAAAGCACAACUCACCGAUCUGGUUCAUGGCUGCGAUCUCGAACAGAAAAUCAAUGCUCGAUCGGAGACCCUUUCUGGAGGUCAAAAGCGAAAAUGUCAGCUUGCCAUGAUGUUGACUGGUGGCUCUAGCCUCUGCAUGAUGGAUGAAGUAAGCUCGGGACUAGAUCCACUAAGUCGAAGGAAGAUCUGGGACAUUAUUUUGGCCGAACGAGGAAGACGUUCGAUGUUACUUACAACUCACUUCUUGGAUGAAGCUGAUCUGCUCUCGGAUGACAUCGUGGUUAUGUCUAAGGGCAAUGUGGUUGCUCAUGGCUCGGCGGUCGAAUUGAAACAUCAUCUUGGUGGGGGCUACCGUGUCAGGAUCUAUCAUGAGGAUGAAAAGGAGCUCUCGGAAAAGCUGCAAGCGACCCGAAAGACCGUAUAUCACGACCAAACUGUGUAUCACCUGCAAGACUCGUCCGAGGCGGCACGUUUCGUAGCAGAGCUUGAGCGCCAUGGUGUAUCCGACUAUCAAGUCAAUGGACCAACUAUUGAGGAUGUAUUCCUCAAGCUGGCCGAGGAAGUGAAAGAUGAGCUGGAGAAGGGCAAAGAAUACGAUGCGUCUCCGGCAUUGAGCGAUGGGGAGGCUGCUGCUCCCGAAGACUCUGAUAAGCACCUUCAGCUGCUACCAGGACGGCAGCUCUCCUUUUUCGCACAGACAUGGGUCCUCUUCCGGAAACGCACGACUAUUCUGGUUCGAAACAAAUGGCCUUAUCUGGUAGCCUUGCUACUUCCUAUCAUCGCUGCGGGAUUGGUGACUCUCUUCCUACAGAACUUCGAUCCGCUCUCGUGUGAGCCAACAGACUUGGUUUCAACGUCCACUACCUUCUCUUUGAGCAGUGUUCUGGCCUUUGGAGCUGACAUCCCCCUCGGACCGCCAAAUCAAAACCUCCUACCAGAAUUUCGAACCUUGUUCCCAUUUCUCGCAGCCAAUACCAGCUCCCUUCAGCUUGUCGAUUCACUGGAUGCGUUCACCAAUUACAUCAGCGCCAAUUACUCAUCAGUCACGCCGGGAGGUAUUUUCGAUGGAAACACACCUACAUUUGCAUGGAGGGGUGAUUAUGGAAUGCAAUAUGCCAUUGCAGCCCAGAACCUCAUUCACAAUAGCCUGCUCGACAUUCCGAUCUUCACAUCGUAUCAGCCGUUCGACGAGCCAUGGGCGCCUGACGCUGGUCAGAGCCUGCAGUUCAUCCUAUACUUCGGACUAGCAAUGUCUGCUUUCCCGGGCUUCUUCGCCCUGUACACGAAUAUCGAGCGUCUUCGCAAUGUCCGAGCCUUGCAUUACUCGAAUGGAAUCCGCGCAGGCCCUCUGUGGCUCGCCUACACCUGCUUUGACUUCUUGAUUGUGCUUCUUGUGAGCGCGAUUUCGAUCAUUAUUUUUGUGGGCACUUCCAGCGUUCUUUACGCUCCAGGGUAUCUUCUUGUCGUAUUCGCGCUAUAUGGGCUAUCUGCGACACUCACAGCCUAUGUGGUCUCCCUGUACACCACGAGUCAGCUUGCCACCUUUGCAUUUGCCGCCGGAGGGCAGUGCAGCUUCUUCCUGCUCUACUUUAUUGCAUAUAUGUGCAUCAUCACUUAUGCACCGGUAUACGCCAUCGACCGCUACGUCAACUACGCAAAUUUCACAAUUGCGUUAUUCUUCCCCUCUGGCAAUCUGCUGCGGGCUCUUUUACUGAGCUUGAACGAGUUUUCGCUACUCUGUCGAGGCAACGACAUUGCUUCGUACCCUGGCGACAUUCUCGUAUAUGGCGGACCAAUCCUCUACCUCAUCCUCCAGUCAAUAGCACUGUUCAUCUGGCUUGUCUGGUAUGACAGUGGUUGGAGGCCAGGCUUCCUAGCUCGCACGAAACAUAAAACUCCCGACGCCGAAGAGAUCGAUGAGAUGGAUCCCGAAGUGUACGCAGAGGCAGCUCGGGUUGACGGCGCGAAAGACGAGCUUCUUGUAAAGCACGUCACCAAGGCAUUUCGGUCAUUCGUUGCCGUCCAAAAUGUGUCCUUUGGCGUGCCGCAUGGCGAGACCUUCGCUUUGCUCGGCCCCAAUGGCGCUGGUAAAUCAACGACCAUCGGACUCAUUCGAGGCGAUAUAAGACCAAGCGAUCGGACAAGUGAUAUCCUGAUUGAAAAUACCUCUAUCAUUGAUCACCGAGCAGCAGCUCGUGCCAACUUAGGAGUCUGCCCACAAUUCGAUGCGAUGGAUCAGAUGACAGCCAUCGAGCAUCUACGAUUCUAUGCGCGAGCAAGAGGAGUGCACGAUGUUGAGCACAAUGUCGAACAGGUUAUUCACGCCGUGGGCUUAGCACCGUUCAAGAAUCGCAUGGCCGCGAAGCUGUCUGGUGGGAAUAAGAGGAAGCUUAGCUUAGGAAUCGCGCUUAUGGGCAAUCCUAGCGUGCUGCUGCUGGACGAACCUUCAAGCGGCAUGGAUGCUGCUUCCAAGCGAGUCAUGUGGCGUACUCUUGCUGCCGUGUCUACCGCACGUUCUUUAGUCAUCACUACGCAUUCUAUGGAGGAGGCAGAUGCUCUCGCAGAUCGUGCAGGCAUCAUGGCCAAGCGAAUGCUUGCACUGGGCACUUCCGAUCAGCUAAGGAAGACACACGGCGAUGCUUAUCACGUUCACGUCGUGCACAAGAACGCGCCUCACAGCACAGAAGCAGAGAUGGGAGAGAUGAAAUCAUUCAUCCGCAGUACCUUCCCUCACGCUCAGGUCGAAGAUCGUGUUUUCCAUGGCCAAAUGAGAUUCAGCGUACCAAACGACCGCACCGCGCAACGUGCGGACUCUUCACCUCUCGCGGAGAAGAGCAUGGACGACAAAACGGGUGCAUGGACGAGUAUACAUGUAGAGCCAGCGAGCGGCAUUUCGAAUGGCAUCAGCUCGCUGUUCCACAUUCUCGAGACCAACAAGGAGAAGCUCGGAUUCGAGUACUACUCUGUGAGCCAAGCUACGUUGGAUCAAGUAUUUUUGAGUAUUGUGACGAAACACAACGUCGUGGAGGAGAACUAUGCACGUACACAUGGGCAAAGAAAGCUCACGGCGUGGCAGAAGACGAAACAAGGAAUUGCGACAGUAUAUCAUAAUGCAUAA